Messenger RNA from Aspergillus sclerotioniger CBS 115572, 1712 nucleotides. RefSeq names its product sterol esterase. The record is from RefSeq and is a predicted model, not a curated record. Lineage: Eukaryota; Fungi; Ascomycota; Eurotiomycetes; Eurotiales; Aspergillaceae. The transcript is spliced from 2 exons. Gene Ontology annotation, biological process: lipid metabolic process. Bases 134 to 1543 code for a protein of 469 amino acids.
UCCACCACAGCCAUGCAGCCCAGGCCCAUUGAAGCACCGCUUCUACGCACUAUGCCUCAUACCUGUCGGUGAUCACUAAUCCAUUUCUCUGCUCUUAUCCUGAUACUGCGCUGCAGACCUUGGUCUUAUCACCAUGGCCCGCGUCCCGUUUAUUGGACGGUUGUUUUGGUUCGAGUACUUGGCUCUCUUUGGCUCGUUGGUCUUGGUGCUCCUGGAAUGGAUCAUACACAUCAUAACGUUCUGUCUCCCCGAACCUAUCAUUAGGUUCUGUUACGAUCGCUCCAAGACCGUCUUCAACCUUCUGAUCUCCCCGGAGGACCCAGGCAAACGCGGUAAAGAAGAGAAGGUUGCUGCGGCCGUUGCGCAGGCGUCCGACUUCACCGAUAUAUGCGCGCUAUUCGGGUACCAGGCCGAGGAACAUAUUGUCCAGACAGGGGAUGGAUACCUGCUUGGAUUGCACCGCUUGCCCUAUCGGAAAGGGGAGGAGGUCAAGCGUGUUAAUCAGGGUGAGGGGAGCAUCAGGAAGAAGGUGGUCUAUCUCCACCAUGGCCUCAUGAUGUGCAGUGAAGUCUGGGUCUGUCUGUCGGAGGAGCAGCGGUGCCUUCCGUUCCAAUUGGUAGAAAGGGGCUAUGACGUGUGGCUGGGAAACAAUCGAGGGAACAAGUACUCGAAGAAGUCCGUCAAGCAUUCCCCCUUGUCGAAUGAGUUUUGGGACUUUUCGAUAGAUCAAUUCUCGUUCCACGAUAUUCCAGACAGUAUCAAGUACAUCCUCGAAGUGACAGGGCAGCCCUCCCUGUCAUACGUCGGGUUCUCGCAGGGAACAGCGCAGGCAUUUGCGACGCUUUCUAUCCAUCCUCUUUUGAAUCAGAAGAUCGAUGUGUUUGUGGCCCUCGCUCCGGCCAUGGCCCCAACAGGCUUACCGAACCACCUGGUGGAUUCGCUCAUGAAGGCUUCGCCAAACUUUUUGUUUCUGCUUUUCGGCAGACGCAGCAUCCUUAGCUCAACAACGAUGUGGCAGACGAUUCUCUAUCCACCGAUCUUUGUCUGGAUUAUUGACACGUCACUUCGGGGGUUGUUCAAUUGGAGGUGCAAGAAUAUCAGCCGCUGGCAGAAGCUGGCAGGGUACCUGCAUCUUUUUUCCUUCACUAGCACUAAGUCAGUUGUCCACUGGUUCCAGAUCAUCCGACACCGGAACUUCCAGUUCUACGAUGAUGAGAUUCAUGCCCCGCUCAGCAUUGUGGCGAGCGAGCGAUUCUACAAGCCGGUCAAAUACCCAACUAAGAACAUCAAGACACCUAUUGUCAUGUUGUAUGGUGGUAGCGAUAGUCUCGUCGAUAUUGAUGUGAUGCUGUCCGAGCUCCCGCGCGGGACCGUGGCAAAAAAGGUCCCCCAGUACGAACAUCUCGAUUUCCUGUGGGCGCACGAUGUGGACCAAUUGGUGUUCAGUGACGUCUUUGACGCGCUAGAGCAGUACAGCUCCUGGACUCAAGAUGAGACAUUAAUGGACAAGGUCAAUGGUGUGAGAGCACAUGCACCGGCUUGAGGUUCCCGGGACUGCACCGAUUGCGACAUGCAUGAUUAGAGCGCAUUCCCUAAGGUGUUCCGGCAUUGUUAGCAAAGCUAAUGAUGGUGGCUUGCGUGUUUCGGCUUGAAGAUCUUAAUGACCCCGUCCCGGUGCGAGACAAGUGUAUUGUUCUGCUCGCCUUAUCCUG